UUUUAUUUAUUUUUAAUACGAAUUAUAAAGAUUGAAAGAUGUUAAUUUGACUACUUUCCGAUGACGGAACGUUUUUGUUGGCUGUUGGCGGGUCAACUAAUUUUUGGGCGGGAUUGAUAUUAUUUUUGAAUAGUGCGGAGAGUUAUUAAAAAGUACUGUUGAUUAAUAUCACCUAGGUGUUAUAACUUGUGUAAAACAAUAUCGAUUGGAAAAAUAAACAGUGUAAUUUAAGUACAGUGUGGAGUUUGAUUCGAUAUAACCUGUUAUAUCUCAGAAGUGGGAUCACCGGCGUAAAACUGCAAAGGAUGGAUCUUUCCAAGGGCCGUAAAGAUGAUCAUCGGCGUCUAACAACGCCUCAUCGUGAGCAGAGCGGUGUGAGGCGCUCACGCAGCCGUAGCCGUCGUAGUAGCGGAAAUCGAUCGCUGAGGGAGCGAGAACAAGAUUUGGAGCGACAGCGACAGCGACUUCAUCGCAUGGAACACGUGCUUCAAGGGGAGCGUGACGCAGAACUACGGAUGAGUCGUACCAAGCAGCAGCUGCGGAUGUCUCAUCGCAGUCCGCGUGCCAACUCCGACCAUCGUGAACAGCGUGGUGACUCCGAGCGACGCGGAUGGCGGCGCGAAGACUCCGUGCGUCGCGAAUUGCGCCGCGACGAUUACGAGCGUCGUCAGCACGAUGCCGACUACGAGCCGCGGCAGAGCGACAGGAGGCCUUCGCGACACCAGCAGCGGGAUCAACAAGGCCGCGACGCUAGCGUGGGGCGACGUUCAAGGUCAUGUAGCCCUUCCUUCAGUACUAGAGAUAUUUACAAAAUAAUUCAGUCAUUUAAAAAUGAUAAAUCGUCACAGUCGUUUGAACAGAAAGCACAUUUAAACAAUAAACUUGACUAUAAAAAUAUCUUACCGGAAUUUGAUCCUUCCACAAAAAAUCAAAGAAUGGACGUAUGGUUAAAAAAGGUGAAUGAAUGUGCUUCUGUUUACGGCUGGGACGAAAGAACUACAAUCCAUUUCUCCAUGCAGAAACUGCAAGGACUGGCCAAAACUUGGUACCAAAGUCUAACUACAAUUCUUUAUUCAUGGACAGAGUGGCAAGAUAAACUAUUGAAAGCUUUCCCGUGCGAACAAAAUUAUGGCCAGUCCUUGGAGGACAUGUUGAGACGGAGGAGUAGGUUUAGUGAACCAAUUGAAAAUUAUUUUUAUGAGAAACUUGCCCUACUCAAUCAGUGUGAAAUCAGUGGUAAACGUGCCGUCGACUGUAUCAUCCAUGGUCUCACAGAUAGGACGGCCAAAUCUAGUGCCUUAGCUUUGCGAUGCUCAGAACCUGACCAACUUCUACAGUUUUUACUAAGCAAUAAGGACAACUUCAAUCAAAAUACUGUUAGAAACAAAACCUCUGACCACUCUAGUUCAGCUGACACUAAUCAACAAAAUAGAACUAACAGUACGGCAGGCGGUAAUAGUUCGUUGUUUUGUUACAAUUGUAAGGAGAAAGGGCACCCUUACCUGAACUGCCCCAAGCCAAUACUCAAAUUUGUCAAUCAAAACCCGAAAAUUCAACUACAAAACUAA
Molecule: messenger RNA, 1568 nt
Organism: Trichoplusia ni (cabbage looper)
Lineage: Eukaryota; Metazoa; Arthropoda; Insecta; Lepidoptera; Noctuidae
Exons: 3
Coding region: 306-1568 (420 amino acids)
Molecular function (GO): nucleic acid binding; zinc ion binding
Source: RefSeq, a predicted model, not a curated record